Molecule: messenger RNA, 1581 nt
Organism: Didymodactylos carnosus
Lineage: Eukaryota; Metazoa; Rotifera; Eurotatoria; Philodinida; Philodinidae
Source: the annotation of a GenBank genome assembly
AUGACUCCUAGACGUUUGUUAUUCCCAUCGAGUGAAGAUGAAUCAUCGCCACAAUACAACUUUUCACCAUUAUCUUCCACAGGAGAAACAUCUCCAUUCUUAUCCUUGAAGCCUAACAAUGUAUUAUCAAAAACAAGACGAACUCGUCCAUGUUGUCCUAUUAAUAAAGAAAAUGUUCAUUCAAUAAGUGAUAAUAAUAACAAUGUUGUACAACAACAACCACGUUUAGAAGAAUUUGGAUUUCGUCAAAAUUUAAGACGACAAACAUUUAUCGAUAAUAAUAAUAAUAACGCAAAAUAUGUUGUUUCCAAACAAUUAACAUCAUCUAGUCAAAAAUUAACAAAACUACCCGUUUUGAAACCAAUUAAUGAAGUUAGUCGAUUGUCCUUGUUUGAUGAAUUUGAUUUUGACGCAGGAUUAAAUUCGUCGUUAACUACAAUAAAAACGACAUUUGACAAAUCAAAAAAAUCGUCAACGAAAAAGAAACAGAAACGAUCACCUAUAAUAACUUUACCAGUUAGUGAACGAUUGAUAGCAUUCGAAAAUGAAAAUUCAAAAGACAGCGGUUUUUUCAGUCAGGGUACAAGUGAUGAAUUUUCAUCAUCAUUUAAAACAAGAGUAUCGGAUUAUGAACAUGAUCAAAUGGAGAUCUCCGCUUGUUCGCCAUCAUCUCCUCUAUUAAUAAAAACAUUCGAGUCUGUUUCAUCAUCAGACGAUGAAGACGACUUAAUUAUUGUAGAGCCAACACAUAAUGCUGUAGUUAAUAAAAAGAAACGUCUUGAACGCUCUGUAUCAUCGACAGCACUAACUGGUAAAGACGAAUUAAUAUCGAAAAGACGUAAAACAGACGAUCAUAGUGAGGAUGAAAAUGGAUUAAAUUUAAACGAACAUUUAAUUGAUGGACAAUCGUUACGUUCUCAUUAUAUGAUGCCUCAUACAGAACAACAAGUGAUGGAGUCAGUCGAUAUCGGUUUACAACAACAUAGUUACAUUGCUGAUCGUACAAAAUCCUAUUUGCUUCCAACAUUACCAUUCGCAAAACAUGCUGAUCUUCCGUCGAUUACGGGCGAUACAGUUCGUAAUUUGUUAAAUAAUGUUUAUAGUUCUGAGAUUGAACGUUUUUAUAUAAUUGAUGCUCGUUAUCCAUACGAAUAUGAUGGUGGUCAUAUAAUAACAGCUAGAAAUAUUUAUACAAAUGAGGGAAUUAUUGAACAUGUAUUAAAAACACCACGUAUUCCAAAUGAUUCAAAUAAACGUGUCAUUAUCAUUUUUCAUUGUGAAUAUUCAGCGGAACGUGGACCAAGAUUAUAUCGUUUUUUGCGUGAACAAGAUCGUAAACUUCAUAUGCAUUGUUAUCCUCGUCUUUAUUAUCCUGAAUGUUAUUUACUUGAUCAGGGUUAUAAAAAAUUUUACACUGAUCAUAAAGAUUUAUGUACACCACAAUCAUAUCGUACAAUGUUAGACGAACAGUUUCAAGAUCAAUGUCGACUUUAUCGAUCGGUUUCGAAACAAUCCGAAAAAACUACGGAUCAUCGUCGUACACGAUUACGACAAUGUUUAUCAUUUAAUCAAUUACUUUAA